AUUUGAGGGAGUGGACGGACAAGAGGUUGAGCGGUUUAAGACGAGGCCUUUUUUGUUUGUUUGUUUUCUUGCAUCUUCCUAACUCAAAGCUCUUCGGAUUCUCUCUCUAAACGGUGGUGAAAUGGCACGCAAGAAGAUCAGAGAGUACGAUUCGAAGAGAUUGUUGAAGGAGCAUUUCAAGAGGCUCUCUGGCCGCGAAUUGCCGAUCAAAUCCGCUCAGAUUACGGAAUCAGCUGAUCUCAAUGAGUUAGCAAACAAUGAGCCAUGGCUUUUCUCUUCCAAACUGGUUGUGAAACCGGACAUGUUGUUUGGAAAGCGUGGGAAGAGCUGUUUGGUUGCUUUGAAUCUAGACUACGCUCAAGUUGCCACUUUUGUCAAGGAUCGACUUGGCAAAGAGGUUGAGAUGGGUGGAUGCAAAGGACCUAUCACAACAUUCAUUGUUGAACCCUUCAUCCCUCACAAUGAAGAGUUUUACCUUAACAUUGUCUCAGAGCGACUUGGGAACAGCAUAAGCUUUUCCGAGUGUGGAGGAAUUGAAAUUGAGGAGAACUGGGAUAAGGUCAAAACUAUUUUUGUUCCAACUGGAGUCUCUUUUACAUCAGAAGUUUGUGCUCCUCUUGUUGCAACCCUUCCCCUGGAGAUCAAAGGAGAAAUUGAGGAGUUCCUUAAAGUUGUGUUUGCGCUGUUUCUAGAUCUGGACUUCACUUUCCUAGAGAUGAAUCCUUUCACAUUUGUUGAUGGAAAGCCAUAUCCUUUGGAUAUGAGAGGCGAGCUGGAUGACACAGCUGCUUUCAAGAAUUUCAAGAAGUGGGGCAACAUUGAAUUUCCAAUGCCAUUUGGAAGAGUCAUGAGCCCAACCGAAAGCUAUAUCCAUGGAUUAGAUGAAAAGACCAGCGCAUCAUUGAAAUUCACAGUUCUUAACCCAAAGGGGAGAAUUUGGACUAUGGUAGCUGGAGGAGGUGCGAGUGUCAUCUAUGCAGACACGGUUGGAGAUCUCGGCUAUGCUUCUGAACUUGGAAACUAUGCUGAAUACAGUGGAGCACCAAACGAAGAGGAGGUCUUGCAGUAUGCCAGGGUUGUAAUUGAUUGCGCAACUGCUAACCCUAAUGGCCAGAAGAGAGCCCUUGUAAUUGGAGGAGGAAUUGCUAACUUUACUGAUGUAGCUGCCACAUUUAACGGCAUUAUCCGAGCUCUCAAAGAGAAGGAAUCAAAACUUAAAGCGGCAAGGAUGCACAUUUACGUGAGAAGAGGAGGUCCUAACUACCAGAAGGGUCUUGCAAAGAUGCGGGCACUUGGAGACGAAAUAGGCAUUCCUAUUGAGGUUUAUGGACCUGAAGCAACGAUGACUGGUAUCUGCAAAGAGGCAAUUCAGUGCAUCACUGCCGCUGCAUAAGUAACCAAUUCAGAGAAAUCUAUCUUGAUGUUCUACUUUCUUUUUUUUAUUUGUAACUUUUUCUUCCUCUUCUUUGGGACGAGUUACUCUAUUAAAAUUUUGUACCAUUUUAAUUGUGUUUAAAACUUAGGAAAAUUCAAAAUGCUGCUUUACGUCUUCAUGGACCACCGUUAAAUGGGGCCCAGGAUGCGAUGUAUCUUCUUGAUGAACGCUCUCUAUCACGAUAAUAAAACGUUUUAAGUGGGGCAUUCAUUUUGGUCU
Messenger RNA from Morus notabilis, 1654 nucleotides. RefSeq names its product ATP-citrate synthase alpha chain protein 1. Gene Ontology annotation, cellular component: succinate-CoA ligase complex. Gene Ontology annotation, molecular function: succinate-CoA ligase (ADP-forming) activity. The record is from RefSeq and is a predicted model, not a curated record. Bases 122 to 1393 code for a protein of 423 amino acids. Lineage: Eukaryota; Viridiplantae; Streptophyta; Magnoliopsida; Rosales; Moraceae. Gene Ontology annotation, biological process: tricarboxylic acid cycle; succinyl-CoA metabolic process. The transcript is spliced from 13 exons.